AUGACCAACUGGGAAAAGGGCCACUACAUCAACUACAAAAAAAUGUCCGAGAACUUGGCCAUUGUCCGAAAGAGAUUGAAUAGACCUCUUACCUUCGCCGAGAAGGUCCUCUACUCCCAUCUGGACGAUCCUCAAGGCCAGGACAUUCAGCGUGGCGUUUCCUAUCUCAAACUCCGCCCCGACCGAGUGGCAUGCCAGGAUGCUACCGCUCAGAUGGCCAUUCUUCAGUUCAUGUCAGCAGGUUUGCCCUCGGUGGCCACUCCGACCACUGUCCACUGCGAUCACUUGAUUGAGGCACAAAUUGGCGGUAACAAAGAUCUGGACCGCGCUAUUGAUAUCAACAAAGAAGUCUACAACUUCUUGUCAACUGCCUGCGCCAAAUACAACAUCGGUUUCUGGCGACCUGGUUCUGGCAUCAUCCAUCAGAUCAUUCUCGAGAACUACGCUUUCCCUGGAGCUCUACUUAUUGGCACUGAUUCCCACACACCCAAUGCUGGCGGUCUGGGUAUGGCGGCUAUCGGCGUCGGCGGAGCUGAUGCUGUUGAUGUGAUGGCCGGUCUUCCAUGGGAAUUGAAAGCCCCCAAGAUCAUUGGAGUCAAGCUCACUGGGGAAUUGUCUGGAUGGGCUACUCCCAAGGACAUUAUUCUGAAGGUUGCCGGUAUCCUUACGGUCAAGGGAGGCACCGGAGCCAUCGUCGAGUACCACGGACCAGGUGUAAACAGCUUAUCGGCCACCGGUAUGGCAACUAUCUGUAACAUGGGUGCUGAAAUUGGAGCCACUACUUCAAUCUUCCCUUUCAACGACCGCAUGUAUGACUACCUUGGGGCCACCAAGCGCAAAGCCAUUGGUGACUUCGCUCGUGGCUACGCUGCCGAGCUCAAAGAAGACGAAGGCUCAGAGUACGAUCAAUUGAUUGAGAUCAACCUGUCCGAACUUGAGCCCCACAUCAAUGGUCCAUUCACUCCCGAUCUGGCCACGCCCAUCUCCAAGUUCAGUCAAGCCGUCAAAGACAACGGAUGGCCCCAAGAGCUUAAGGUCGGCUUGAUUGGCAGUUGCACUAACUCUUCAUACGAGGAUAUGUCGAGAGCAGCAUCGAUAGCCCAGGAUGCGAUGGAUCAUGGCGUUAAAGCCAAGGCAUUAUUCACAGUCACCCCUGGCUCUGAGCAGAUCCGAGCAACGAUCGAGCGUGAUGGUCAACUGAAGACUCUUGAGGAUUUCGGAGGCAUGAUCCUUGCUAAUGCUUGUGGACCUUGCAUUGGUCAGUGGGACCGAAAAGAUGUCAAGAAGGGAGAGGCCAACUCUAUCAUCUCUUCAUACAACCGAAACUUCACCGGUCGAAACGAUGCCAAUCCUGCCACUCAUUCAUUCGUUACUUCUCCUGACUUGGUCGUUGCAAUGACCAUCGCUGGAGAUCUUAGCUUCAACCCUCUUACGGACACUCUGAAGGACAAGGAUGGCAACGACUUCAAGCUCAAGGCUCCUAGCGGAGACGGUCUUCCUCGCAACGGGUAUGAUCCAGGAAAUGAUACUUAUCAAGCACCCCCUGAGGAGCGCGCCUCAGUAGAGGUGCAAGUCAGCCCAACGUCCGACAGACUGCAGGUCCUCGAGCCUUUCACACCUUGGGAUGGUAAGGAUCUUACCGACCUUCCAAUCUUGAUCAAGGCCAAGGGCAAGACAACGACCGAUCAUAUCUCCAUGGCCGGACCUUGGUUGAAGUACCGUGGCCAUCUUGACAACAUCUCCAAUAACAUGCUUAUCGGUGCCAUCAACGAGGCCAAUGGUGAAGCCAACAAGGUAAAGCACUUCAAGACUGGUGAUUGGGAUGCAGUCCCAGCCACCGCCCGGAAAUAUAAGAAGGAGGGCAUCAAAUGGGUUGUCAUUGGUGACUGGAACUACGGCGAAGGAUCCUCGCGAGAACACGCCGCCCUGGAGCCCCGUCAUCUCGGUGGCAGUGCCAUCAUUACCCGAAGCUUUGCCCGUAUCCACGAAACCAACUUGAAGAAGCAAGGCAUGCUGCCAUUGACUUUCUCCAACCCAGAGGAUUAUGACAAGAUCAAGCCAGAUGACAAGGUUGAUCUCCUUGUCUCUGAUAUCCAACCCGGCAAGCCAGUCAUCAUGAAAGUACACCCCAAGGAUGGCAAAGCAUUUGAUAUUGAACUGUCGCAAACUUUCAACGAAGGCCAACUCGAGUGGUUCAGAAAUGGGUCUGCACUGAACGCCAUGGCCAAGGCUGCGGGCAAGUAA
Messenger RNA from Exophiala bonariae, 2244 nucleotides. RefSeq lists its product as uncharacterized. Gene Ontology annotation, biological process: tricarboxylic acid cycle. The record is from RefSeq and is a predicted model, not a curated record. Gene Ontology annotation, molecular function: 4 iron, 4 sulfur cluster binding; aconitate hydratase activity. Lineage: Eukaryota; Fungi; Ascomycota; Eurotiomycetes; Chaetothyriales; Herpotrichiellaceae. The coding region runs from base 1 to 2244 and encodes 747 amino acids. Gene Ontology annotation, cellular component: cytosol; mitochondrion. The transcript has 4 exons.